Messenger RNA from Ipomoea nil (Japanese morning glory), 3576 nucleotides. RefSeq lists its product as uncharacterized. Gene Ontology annotation, molecular function: RNA-DNA hybrid ribonuclease activity; nucleic acid binding. The record is from RefSeq and is a predicted model, not a curated record. Lineage: Eukaryota; Viridiplantae; Streptophyta; Magnoliopsida; Solanales; Convolvulaceae. Bases 1 to 3576 code for a protein of 1191 amino acids. The transcript is spliced from 4 exons.
AUGAAUAUUAUCACUUGGAAUUAUCAAGGAGCGGUGUCCCAAUCCUUCCACCGCUCUCUUAAAUAUCUAAUUCAGGUUUUUUCCCCGUCGAUUUUGUGCCUUUUUGAGCCUAAAGUUUCAGGUUUCCAAGCGAACUCCAUAUGCUCAAACUUUGGAUUUAAUGAUUGGCUUAGGAUCGAGGUAGUGGGCUUCUCGGGUGGAAUAUGGAUAUUCUGGAACAAUAACUGCUCUUUGGAUAUUUGCUACACUCAUCCCCAAUUUGUACUGAUGCAGGUGCACGAAGCUUACUCUCCACAAUGGUCUUUUGCUGCCGUAUAUGGUAUCCCAAACAUAACCCUGAGAAGAAAGCUCUUCAACGAAUUAACAAGACUCAAUAUGAACAUUCGAGGCCCUUGGCUAGUUGCAGGCGACUUCAACUCUGUAUGUAGUCCCGACGAAACUAGUAACCCUGAUAAUUGGCAAAACACUCGCUGUGCAGAUUUUACCGAUUGGAUUUUCAAUGAGGGCCUCGUGGAUCUGGGUUUCUCAGGCGCCAAAUUCACGUGGAUGAGAGGACUUAAUCAACAAACCUUUAAAGGUGCAAGGCUUGACCGUGGACUAUGUAGUGUGGACUGGAAGACUGCAUUUGCAGACUCACUAGUUGAACAUCUGCCCAUGCUAAGCUCAGACCAUUCCCCCAUACUAAUAAAGACUUCAUCGUCGCCUUCGUUCCCCAGGCUGAGGCCCUUCAGAUUUAACAUGGCAUGGUCUUCCCACCAGCUGUUCCAGCCCUUUGUUCAUGAUAAGCAAUUGUAUGCUUUUGAGGUAUUUUGGAUGAAAUUGGAGUCAAUGAGAGCCAAAUAUGAAGCUAUGGAGAUGGAUGCAACACUUCCAAAGGAGUCUAGGGUGGUUCUUUCAAUGGUCUUGGUCAUACUGGCCGAUAAUUGCAGACCUGAGUUGCUUAAACUCGAUCGCAAUCUCCGUAAGGAAUUAGAAGAGAUACUCCAUCAAGAAGAGCUCCUUUGGUUCCAGAGAUCUAGAGAGGAAUGGAUAGUUUCCGGAGACCGCAACACACAUUUCUAUCAUGUGGCUACCUCCGUAAAAAACAGUUCCCUAAAGGUUAAGAGGCUCAGAGACGACUCGGGAAUUUGGAUCACUGACGAGACUGCGUUACGUGAUCACAUCCGCCGCUAUUUUGGAGAUCUUUUCACCACGGAUCAAUCGCACUCUGCUACCUUACCUCGAGGGCGCUAUCCCAUCAUACAUGAAGAUGUUUGGCGCGAGGUCAACAAGACAUUCUCCCUAGAGGAAAUUAAGCAGGCCCUCUUCGACAUGUCCCCCUGCAAAGCCCCCGGCCCCGAUGGCUUUAGUGCCGGUUCCUACCAGCAAGCUUGGCAGACAGUAGGAGACUCCAUCAUCGCUUAUGCUAAAGAGUUCUUUGAAAAUGGCAUCCUCACGGAAGGAAGUAAUGACACAGUUAUUACCUUAAUUCCCAAAACCUCAAAUCCGGAAACAGUGAGACAACUUCGUCCAAUAGGCUUCUGUAAUGUGACAUACAAAGUCCUUACCAAGGCUAUGACCUCAAGAUUGAAAGACAUCUUGCAGAAACUAGUCGGCCAAUACCAAACCAGCUUCGUACCCGGUAGACAAAUAACUGAUAACAUCCUUGUCUAUCAAGAGCAAGCUGUGCUCCAAAGGACCGGCAUCCCCAGAGUAGACGACAUGGGAAAAUACUUAGGCGUUCCCUCUAUUCACGGCCGACUUAAGAAGGAUUCCUUUGCAGGCAUGAUCGACAAAAUGCGCAACUGUUUAGCUGGCUGGAAAUCCAAAUCCCUCUCGCUAGCCGGAAGACAUGUGCUCGUCCAAUCAGUUCUCUCUACGAUCCCCUUCUAUACCAUGCAGACUACCCUUAUUCCAAAAGGCGUGAUCUCAUCAAUGGAACGUCUAAUCCGCAGCUUCCUUUGGGGUGCAAAGGAGGGGGAGAGAAAGUGUAAUUUAGUCAAUUGGUAUACGGUGACAAGCAACAAAGACUUUGGAGGCCUCGGCAUCCGUAGAUUGGAGGAAAUGAACAUCUCAUUCCUUGCAAAAUUAGGAUGGAGGCUAAUGACUGAAGAGGAUUCCUUCUUUGCUAGAGUGUUCAGAACCAAGUACGCUGUACCCAUCUCCAAUCCUUCACAAUGGCGCCCAAAACAGAAUAUGUUAAAUGCUUGGAAAUGCAUUCUUAAGAGCGUCCCAGCUAUUCUAGCAGGCUCCAAACACCUCGUACGCAAUGGCAAAGGUACACUCUUUUGGCAGGAUAUUUGGAUAGGUGACCGAUCGCUUCGUGAUGUAGCUUCACCCCAAAUCCCAGACUCAAUUUCCCAACUCAAAGUGUCGGAUUAUUGGUCGAACAUUGACGGCUGGAAGUGGGAUGACUUUGAAGACUUCCUCCCUUCUGCCAUUACAGACGCCAUGGCUGCCAUACUCAUUUGCCCAGACGAUCACAUGCAGGAUCAGAUUAUCUGGAGUGGUGAAACCUCGGGUUUGUUAUCUGUUUCAUCAGCCUACAACAUCAUCACGGAAACCCCAAACGUUACAAACGACCCGACUUGGGGAAAAAUAUGGAAGCUUAAACUGCCAAGCCGCAUCAGAAUUUUCCUUUGGUUAGCCAAACACAACAGAGCCAUGACAAACACUGUUAGAGCACGAAAAGGCUUCACUUCGAACGACAGAUGUUGGGCUUGCCCUAAUGAGGCUGAGGACAUCGAGCACGUUUUGAGAAAAUGCCCGAAGGCUCAGGCAGUGUGGGAGAAUAUUCUACCUGAGCUUGCCCCGUCACGCAACUCCCUCCCUUUUGCUGAAUGGCUUACCCAAGGUCUCACGGACAGUAAUGGUGGCAGGUCACCUUCCAUUUCUGCUAAUCUCUUUGCAACCUCCGUUUGGUGGAUUGGGAGAUGGAGAAACGAAGCCAUCUUCAACAAUCAAGAAAUCUCCCUAAACUCUAAAAUCUCUUGGAUCCUCACACAACAUAAGGAAAUCACCACGGCCUUUGCCAGAGCCUCCCAUCCGGUUGGUUCCUCUAACGCAGCAGCCUGGAAACAACUAACCUGGUCCAAACCCCAGGAGAACUAUAUCAAGAUUAAUGUAGAUGGCAGCAUGCACCCGCAGAACUCCAUGGCAGGUUGCGGAGGCGUGGCAAGAGACAGCUCUGGCGAAUGGAUUGGAGGUUUCACUAGCAAUAUUGGUCGUUAUCACCCGCUAAUGGCUGAGGUUUGGGCAGUCCUAAGGGAGAUUGAACUUGCUAAAUCGCUCGACCUCCAUCAGGUUAUUUUCGAAAGUGACUCCAAAGCUAUAGUUGAUGGUAUCACCACAAAUUCACUGGCAAAUUCCUUUGUGUGCAACUUCUUGGCAACCUGUAGACGUGAACUGCAAGGCAUCAGAGAUUGGCGAAUAGCUUGGGUGCCUCGAGAGCAGAACGGCACAGCAGAUGCCCUCGCUAGAAUGGCAAUUUCACGUCCCCGUGGAGUCCCUGUCCUUUCCCACCCUCCAGUUGAUAUUAUCCCUUUCUUAUAUUACGAUUGUAAUUCCUUCGCCGUUUGGCGCUUUUCCAGCUUGUAA